Molecule: messenger RNA, 1935 nt
Organism: Anopheles marshallii
Lineage: Eukaryota; Metazoa; Arthropoda; Insecta; Diptera; Culicidae
Gene: sprt
Exons: 5
Coding region: 1-1935 (644 amino acids)
Molecular function (GO): protein binding
Source: RefSeq, a predicted model, not a curated record
AUGGAAUCCGGAACCAUCGUCGUUAGUCAUUCGCCAGCAGCCAUUCCGAGAGCAUUUCUGAAUGAACGUUCUUCUUCGAUGACCAUUCUUCCAUUGCAAGGCAAAUCACUACAACAUCCCCCCAGAAUGUCGCAAUUGGAAACUCUAGAAGCGAAGAUGGCAAAUAUUGAGGUUUCGCUGUGUGCAGGAACACCUAGACGAAGAAAGGGCACGUCCCUUGGAGGGUCUCUGUCAGCUCGCUCAUCCCCCAGACCCGAAGCGCCACCUUCACGCGAAUUGCGAACGGCUUUACAAGAUCGAGAAGCUGUUAUACAGAAUUUACGGUUACAACUCGGCCUGGGAAAGCUACCACGCCCGACAGGGCCACCGUUGGACGAUACGGAGCGACCAGUUGCCGAACAGCGACUGGCAAAGCUGAAAUCAGACGCCGAAACCAAACGGCAUGUGAUUAAAAAUCUAAAAUCGGCACUGGAGAAGCUCGAUGUGACAGACAAUAUUGAUGUACGAAUACGGCAGGCCGAACUGGAGUAUGCGCUUGGGCGGGAAGAAUUGCAGCUACUUUCGCUGGUCGAGGAAGCACGAGCCCUGCAGGGACGGCUAGACAAACCAAAGCAAGAACCAAACACCCUCUACGGGAUGCUACAAUCGGGCGCAAGCCUAAGUCUGCUUGCUAUCCGUGCGUCGACGGGUCGCUGGAACGCAAGUACCAGAAACGAGCAGCCCGGCUUCUGGGUAGACUGGGUGCUGGAAGGUGAAAGUCUACAGCGAGGCGAUCGUAUCAUUGAAAUCAACGGUAAAGCGAUCGGUGGCCGUAAUCGGGAAGAGAUGGCCCGUGCGAUUGGUUCUCACUCCAAGUCGGAAAUAGUGGUGGCACGUGCUAGGAAAGCACCGAGUGUGAACCAUUUAGCCCAUCAGUCACUGCAGCAAACGCAGGCCGAUAAUGUUCGACUGCAGCACCGAAUAUCGUACCUGGAGGAUCAGGUGAGGGAGUUGCUGAGUUCCAAAGACAGCGGAGUGAUUCGCAGUGGAGUGGCAGUGAACGGUAGUGGCGGUGCACAUAUUACUUCGAUCAGCAUCACCUCACCACCUUCGACGCCACCGGAAGGUAAAACACCGCAACCGCCUCACAUCUACAACUACAUCGAUGAAAAGGGAUCCUCGCCGCGCAAUGGCAGCCCGGGGCACGUCACAACGACCACCAUCAUAAAGGAGUGCGAUCGAAUCAAUGGCGAACUAACGAACGGGGGAUCGGAUGUGUUGAAGUAUAACUUGCGCAACUCGCUGUCAUCGUCCAAGAUCAGCAUCAAUGGCAAUGGGGGAGAUUCGCUGACGGCCCAGUACUACAAUCGCAAGGAAAGGGAUAAGCGAGAACGCGAGACACGGCGACAGGAUCGCGAACGCUAUCUGCAGCAGUUCGGGGCAAAGCUGCAGCGCAGCACCACCGAUCUCGAAAGCGACUGCGAUCGGAACCGCUUGCUGCAGCAUAGUCACAGCCGCAACCAUGCCCGUAGCGUAGAGCAUUUGAAUGGCGAACGGAAGCGUUUGGUAGCCGCGACCACGCACGAAACAGCCACGAUUGGCCGUCGUGGCGAUAUUCGGACGGUGAAAAGCUUGGACUUUGAGUCCGACACCAACGACCAAUACGCCUCGGAACCGUCCGGCCCGGUCGGCAAACAUGCCGGUGGUGUACGGCCAGCACCGCCCAAGAAACCGCUCCGUCUGUCGUUGCAACGUGCGCAGAGCUUGCAGACGGUAGACGGACUGAUGCUGGAAGCGAUAGCCGCCACCAACGGGCACGAUAGAAAGCGCGGCAUGAAACGAUCUCACAAGAGUGGCACCAAAGCAACCGAUCCGAGCGCGACGAUGACGUCCCAAUACAUUGAGAACAGUGUGCCGAUGCAGACGGCAUCGCUUGGACGGCAGAAAUAUAUGUAG